Molecule: messenger RNA, 654 nt
Organism: Setaria italica (foxtail millet)
Lineage: Eukaryota; Viridiplantae; Streptophyta; Magnoliopsida; Poales; Poaceae
Product: copper transporter 3-like
Biological process (GO): copper ion transmembrane transport; intracellular copper ion homeostasis
Cellular component (GO): plasma membrane
Molecular function (GO): copper ion transmembrane transporter activity
Source: RefSeq, a predicted model, not a curated record
AUGGACAUGGGAGGAGGGCACCACCACAUGGGCGCCAUGGCCCCGGCGCCGUUCCCGCCGGGCGGGGCGCACGGCGGCGGCAUGGGGAUGCGGAGGAAGCGGUACAUCCACAUGACCUUCUACUGGGGCAAGAACUCGGAGAUCCUCUUCACGCUGUGGCCCGGCGCGGACGGCGGCAUGUACGCUCUGGCGCUCGUGGCCGUCUUCGCGCUCGCGGUCCUCCUCGAGUUCCUCGGCAGCCGCAGGCUGGACUCGCUCCUACCCACCGCCGCGGCAGGGGCGAACAAGCGCGUGGCGGCCGGGGCGGCGCGCGCGGCUGUGCACGCGCUGCGCAUGGGCGGGGCCUACCUGCUCAUGCUCGCGCUCAUGUCGUUCAACGGCGGCGUGCUCCUCGUGGCCGUGGCGGGCCACGCGGCGGGGUUCCUGGCGUUCAGGGCCGGCCUGUGCGGCCACGGGCGGGCGCAGGUGGAGGGCGGGUGCAACAAGGAAGAGCACGCGCCGGCGGCCUGCUGUUAGAUUUGCUGCGACGUCGGCGCCGAUAAUGAUCGAUGGGUCUGUUAGUUUGCUUCUCGUUUCGUGCCACGUGCGAUUGACUGAACCCUUGUUGCCGUUUGGGUGAACCGCGUGCCGGUGGUUGGGAGUUGUAGCACCUGA